AUGGCUGUCAAGAUAAACAAAAUCUCAGUACACAAGAUCCGACCAUCGGAUUCCCAGAUAGAUUUUGUUGCUGAGAUCAGGGGAGCAGACUUGGAGAACCUCUCAGAGGAAGAUUUCAAGAUCAUCAGAAAUGCUUUAUACGAGAACAGCGUGAUUCUAUUCAAAAACCAACAAUCACUCUCACCCAAAGCUCAAUUCGAGCUAACACAAAAGUUCGACCCUUCAGCUGGAACUUAUGGACACGGAAAGACUCUCGACGCGAAAAGAAGCGUGCUUCACCCUGACCUCAAGACCAUUCCUCACCAACCCCAAGUACAAGUCAUUGGAAAUGGCCCGGUUGCUGAGUUUGAAGGUUUGAAAGAUAUCACUCUCAAGCACCCUCAUCACAAGACUUUCCACAAGACACCAAUCAGCGAAGACGAUGACCGCGAAGCAACGAGAUUCUACCGCUGGCACAUCGACGCUGCACUAUAUGAUUUGUCACCACCCAAGGUCACCAGUCUUAUGGCUGUCAGUGUACCCAAGACCGAAUACCAGACUCUUCGUUAUGAUGACGGAAGUAAUGACGAGAUGAGAGUGCCUCGUGGAAGCACGGCGUUCGUUAGCUCAUACCGUACAUACGACCUUCUCUCAGAAGAAGACAAGGAGUUUGCUAGGACGACAAAAGUGCAAUAUGCUCCCCACCCUUACAUCUGGAUGUCGCCUGCUAGAUCCAGGAGUGAUGGCCUCGGUCUGGUUUCCGAUGGUCUUGAGCUGUCUCGCGAUGAGUUGCCGCCAAUCGACGAGAAGAAGAUCAAGAUCCUGCCUAUGUGCUGGCGCAAUCCCGUCACUGGACGAUUGGCUCUGCAAGUUCACCCUUCUGCGGUCGAGAAGCUCCAUCUUGCUGAUGGUACCGUUAUCAGCGAUUUGAAGCAAGUCCGAGAUAUCAUCCACAGGCUUCAGAGACCUGGUAUCGCUCCUGAGCUAGUAUACUCAGUCAAUUGGGAUGAGGGAGACCUUGCUCUAUUCAAUAACGAAGGAGUGAUUCAUUCAGUCACGGGCAGUUUCUUGCCUGAGGAAGUUCGUAUCUUCAGACAAUGCAACCUGGCGGCCUCUCAGGAUCCUCUUGGUCCAGAAUGA
This is a messenger RNA of Aureobasidium namibiae CBS 147.97, 1119 nucleotides long. Its product is annotated as Clavaminate synthase-like protein. The transcript is spliced from 2 exons. Gene Ontology annotation, molecular function: oxidoreductase activity. The coding region runs from base 1 to 1119 and encodes 372 amino acids. Lineage: Eukaryota; Fungi; Ascomycota; Dothideomycetes; Dothideales; Saccotheciaceae. The record is from RefSeq and is a predicted model, not a curated record.